AUGCUUAGCUCAGUCUGCGUCUCGUCGUUCCGCCGGCGCCAGGGGGCCAGCAAGCAGCAGCGCCCAGAGCCGCAGCUGCCCGAGUCCCCGCCGCCGCUGUCUCCGCCGCUGCCACCGCCGCCGCUGCAGCAGCAGCAGCAGCAGCAGCAGCCCGGCCCCGCCGCGUCCUCGGCGGGCCCCUCGGCACCCCGCGGGCCCGGGGGCCGGCGCGCCGAGCCAUGCCCCGGGCUGCCGGCGGCGGCCAUGGGGCGGCACGGCGGCGGCGGUGGCGACAGCGGCAAGAUCGUGAUCAACGUGGGCGGCGUGCGCCAUGAGACGUACCGUUCGACGCUGCGCACCCUGCCAGGGACGCGGCUAGCCGGCCUGACGGAGCCCGAGGCGGCUGCGCGCUUCGACUACGAUCCGGGUGCAGACGAGUUCUUCUUCGACCGACACCCGGGCGUCUUCGCCUAUGUGCUCAACUACUACCGCACCGGCAAGCUGCACUGCCCGGCCGACGUGUGCGGGCCGCUCUUCGAAGAGGAGCUGGGCUUCUGGGGCAUCGACGAGACCGACGUAGAGGCCUGCUGCUGGAUGACGUACCGACAGCAUCGCGAUGCUGAGGAGGCGCUCGACUCCUUCGAGGCUCCCGACUCCUCGGGUGCCUCCAACGCCGCCAAUGCCGCAGGAGCCCACGACGCAGGCCUGGACGACGAGGCGGGCGCGGGCGGUGGCGGCCUGGACGGCGCUGGCGGCGAGCUCAAGCGCCUCUGCUUCCAAGACGCGGGCGGCGGCGCCGGGGGGCCUCCAGGGGGAGCGGGCGGCGCGGGAGGCACUUGGUGGCGCCGCUGGCAGCCGAGAGUGUGGGCACUCUUCGAGGACCCCUACUCAUCGCGGGCCGCCAGGUAUGUGGCCUUUGCCUCACUCUUCUUCAUCCUUAUCUCCAUCACCACCUUCUGCCUGGAGACCCAUGAGGGCUUCAUCCACAUCAGCAACAAGACGGUGACACAGGCCUCCCCAAUCCCGGGGGCUCCACCAGAGAACAUCACCAAUGUGGAGGUGGAGACGGAGCCCUUCCUGACCUACGUGGAGGGGGUGUGCGUGGUGUGGUUCACCUUCGAGUUCCUCAUGCGCAUCACCUUCUGCCCGGACAAGGUGGAGUUCCUCAAAAGCAGCCUCAACAUCAUUGACUGUGUAGCCAUCCUGCCCUUCUACUUGGAGGUGGGCCUCUCCGGCCUGAGCUCCAAGGCCGCCAAGGAUGUACUGGGCUUCCUGCGCGUUGUCCGCUUUGUCCGCAUCCUGCGUAUCUUCAAGCUGACCCGACAUUUUGUGGGGCUGCGUGUGCUGGGCCACACGCUCCGUGCCAGCACCAACGAGUUCCUGCUGCUCAUCAUCUUCCUGGCUCUGGGGGUGCUCAUCUUUGCCACCAUGAUUUACUACGCAGAGCGCAUUGGCGCUGAUCCGGAUGACAUCCUGGGCUCCAACCACACCUACUUUAAGAACAUCCCCAUUGGUUUCUGGUGGGCCGUGGUCACCAUGACCACUCUGGGCUAUGGAGACAUGUACCCUAAGACAUGGUCGGGGAUGCUGGUUGGGGCGCUCUGUGCCCUGGCGGGCGUGCUGACCAUCGCCAUGCCCGUGCCCGUCAUUGUCAACAACUUUGGCAUGUACUAUUCACUGGCUAUGGCCAAACAGAAGCUACCCAAGAAGAAGAACAAACAUAUCCCCCGACCCCCGCAGCCUGGCUCUCCCAACUACUGCAAGCCUGACCCACCCCCACCACCUCCACCCCACCCUCACCAUGGAAGUGGUGGCAUCAGCCCCCCACCACCCAUCACUCCACCUUCCGUGGGUGUGACUGUGGCUGGGGCCUACCCUUCAGGGCCACACACACACCCUGGGCUGCUCAGGGGGGGCGCAGGGGGGCUGGGGAUUAUGGGGCUGCCUCCUUUGCCGGCCCCUGGGGAGCCCUGCCCGCUGGCUCAGGAGGAGGUGGUUGAAAUCAACAGGGCAGACCCCCGCCCCAAUGGGGAUCCAGCUGCAGCAGCACUGGCCCACGAGGACUGCCCCGCCAUUGACCAGCCUGCCAUGUCCCCGGAGGACAAGAGCCCCAUCACACCUGGAAGCCGGGGCCGCUACAGCCGCGACCGAGCCUGCUUCCUCCUUACCGACUAUGCCCCCUCCCCUGAUGGCUCCAUUCGAAAAGGUUACGAGAAAUCCCGCAGCCUGAGCAGCAUCGCGGGCCUGAGCGGGGUGUCCCUACGCCUCGCACCCCUUGCCACCCCCCCAGGCUCUCCCCGGGCCACCCGCCGUGCUCCCCCAACCCUGCCCUCCAUCCUUUAG
This is a messenger RNA of Urocitellus parryii (Arctic ground squirrel), 2322 nucleotides long. RefSeq names its product potassium voltage-gated channel subfamily C member 3 (gene Kcnc3). Gene Ontology annotation, molecular function: protein binding; delayed rectifier potassium channel activity. Gene Ontology annotation, biological process: protein homooligomerization; potassium ion transmembrane transport; action potential. The record is from RefSeq and is a predicted model, not a curated record. NCBI's taxonomy places the organism in Eukaryota, Metazoa, Chordata, Mammalia, Rodentia, Sciuridae. Gene Ontology annotation, cellular component: dendrite membrane; neuronal cell body membrane; axon terminus.